Scatophagus argus is the source of this 1216-nucleotide messenger RNA. It is a transcript of the gene c1ql4a, whose product is annotated as complement component 1, q subcomponent-like 4. Lineage: Eukaryota; Metazoa; Chordata; Actinopteri; Scatophagidae. Gene Ontology annotation, molecular function: protein binding. Bases 129 to 845 code for a protein of 238 amino acids. The transcript has 2 exons. The record is from RefSeq and is a predicted model, not a curated record.
CUGGUUCUCUGAGCGGCUUCAUCCUGGCCGGCACUAUUCCAGCCAAGGGGGAAGAGGACUUCCUGACGCUGGCCGCUUCGCGGCUCAGCCGCAGGAAACGUGUCAUUGGAGCUGCUGUAGGUGUGGUCAUGGUUCUAAUACUGUUGGUGGCCAUUCCCCUGCUGGUCCACACAACCAAGGGGAGGAAUACUGAAAAUGCAGGGAGCCACUAUGAAAUGCUUGGAGGCUGCAGGAUGGUAUGUGACCCUUAUGCUACAUCUCAGCCUGGCCAAGAGCUGACAGCAGUGUCUCCACCGCCUCAGGAUUAUUCUGGGAAGAAGAUAAAAUCUGGUCUUCGUGGGCCUCCGGGGAUACCUGGCCCUCCAGGACCCCCUGGAGAGCCAGGCAAGCCAGGGCCACAGGGCCCCCCAGGUCCUGGUCCUGGUGGCUAUUCUCCCUCACUAUACACUCCCAAAAUCGCCUUUUAUGCAGGGCUACGCAAGCAGCACGAGGGGAGCGAAAUACUGAAAUUUGAUGAUGUUGUGACCAAUGUAGGUAACUACUAUGAGCCCAGCACCGGCAAGUUCACCUGUCCUCUGCCUGGCAUCUACUUUUUUACCUACCAUGUUCUGAUGAGAGGUGGUGAUGGGACCAGUAUGUGGGCAGACUUGAAGAAGAACGGAAUGGUAAGAGCCAGCGCCAUCGCUCAGGACGCUGAUCAGAAUUACGACUACGCCUCCAACAGUGUGAUCCUGCAUUUGGACGUGGGCGAUGAGGUGUGUGUGCAGCUGGAUGGAGGGAAGGUCCACGGAGGGAACACAAACAAGUACAGCACCUUCUCCGGCUUCCUCAUCUACCCAGACUGAAUCUAAUCCUCAUUCAUGGAAAAUGGACACCAACACACACACAGACACACCUAGCACAGACACGUACGUAUGCAAAUUAACGCACAUACACAGACAUGCGUGCACACACAAUGUCUGCAUAUGCACACAGAGAACAGACAAACAAAUACAAGAAAACACACACACACAGAAACAUCCUAACAUUACAACAGACUACAGGAGUGUGCACUGAGUGAAAAUCAGAGAUAAGUGGGAUUAAGUGGAGUAAUUUUGAGCCAAGAAUCAUGAGAAACUGCAUCUAUUGGUGCAAAUAUGAAUAUCAGAAGAUGUACAGUCUAGGUGCACAUAACAAUUGCACGUUGUGGCUCUGAAAUAUCUAAAAUACUUUAAUG